AUGGGCGAUCGAUUAGACCUCGGCGUUAGGACCUUGUCUUCGAAUUCAUCUUAUAAGAUCCUGAAAAUUUCCAGAACACCAUUGAUGCUUGCUGUAACUAUGGGCCACAAGCAGUGUGCAUUUGAACUUCUGAAAAAGGGAGCGAACGCGGACGCCCAAAAUAAAGGAAUGUGGUCAGUAAGCCACGAAGCCAUUUCAUUUGGUGAUCCCGAAUUGGUCAAAAAUGUUAUAAUGUAUCGUGAUUACCAAAGAAGUGUUCGAGGUGCUAACAGUAUGAAGGACUGCUUAACUACAUUGGAGAAUUCCCCUGAUUUUUACUGCGAAAUGGGCUGGGAAUUUGCAAGUUGGGUACCGUUUAUAAGUCGAAUGUGCCCGUCUGAUACUUACAAGAUAUACAAGCAGGGCUCUAAAGUACGGAUAGACACGACGUUAGUGGGAUUUGAAGCUUCCAGUUGGAAAAGAGGAAAUCAAACGUAUAUUUUCCGACUGGAUGAACAUUCCUUACCAGAAUUCAUCAUCAUCGAUCAUGACACAAAAACGGUAACAAUUCAAUUAAGAAUGACAUCACCUAUAUCGACGACGUUCAUUGAUGUCGACAAGAUUGGUUUCGAACGCUCAUAUCGUGGAGGUUUACUCGGUUGGAUAAGCAAUACAGAAAAGACGGAGACUAUAGAUGAAUACGAGUGCAAGGUGUUUAAUGCGUCAAACGUGAACCUGGUCACCAAAACUCGCAAGGAACACCUAUCAGAAGAAGAUUCAGCGCGUGCAAGACAGGAGGAUAAUUCAAAUCUAUUGACAAAUCUACUGAGCACAAUUGUUAGAUCGGAAACGAGUGAAGAAUCAACAACCGAAAACCUCCUGGACACGGGUUUAACAGUAUAUGAAUAUCUGGAUAAAGAUUUCCCAUUGGAUGGUGAUAUUGGCCGACCUAAGAAAGUUACCAAAAAGUCCAAUAAUUUUAAAGCUACUUUAUGGUUAGCUGAAAACUACCCGCUCUCAUUCCAGGAACAAGUGAUGCCUAUAGUAGACUUGAUGGCUGCAAAUAGCGCUCAUUUUGCUCGCUUGCACAACUUUAUAAGAAUGCAACUUCCUGCCGGCUUUCCCGUUAGGAUCGACAUCCCACUGUUCCACGUAGUAAGUGCAAAGAUCACCUUCGGACAAAUAAAUGAGCCCGGACCAUUCGUCACACCACUGGAGACCUUGUCUGGAUUCAAAGUAGCGACUGUCGCCAUAGAUGACGAAGUAUUCACCAUACCGCCUUCAUAUAGAACAGUUGAUGAUCUUAGUGCAAGUCUAUGGUGGCCAGAAGACGAACAAGACAUGUCGAGUUUACAGGGUGGUGCAGCCUCUAUAUAUCAUCCAUCCAUGCAGCAACAAGAAGAAAUGCUCUUACAACUUGCUAUACAAGAAAGCUUCCGCCAAAAUAGUUCACAAGGUGGCCUUGAUGCUUCCCAGAGUGGUUACGUCCCCAUAAACCAACUACUCCCUCAAGAUACCUUGCCAUUAUACGAUGAAGAAGCCGAGGAACAACGACAAAUUGCUCUAGCAAUCAAUGAAAGUCUAAGAAUGGCCGGAGAAUCAAUCAACGAAAUUCCACAGGAGGAAGAAGAUCCGAUUGCUUUGGCUUUACGCCUUUCUCGUGACGAAGAACAACGACGUCAAGAAGAGGCCCGUAGAGAAGAGGAAGAACUAGAGCGAAUUCUACAGCUUUCGUUGGUAGAUAAGUAA
Haemonchus placei is the source of this 1728-nucleotide messenger RNA. Lineage: Eukaryota; Metazoa; Nematoda; Chromadorea; Rhabditida; Trichostrongylidae. The record is from the annotation of a GenBank genome assembly.